Molecule: messenger RNA, 1059 nt
Organism: Colletotrichum truncatum
Lineage: Eukaryota; Fungi; Ascomycota; Sordariomycetes; Glomerellales; Glomerellaceae
Product: endo-beta-1,4-glucanase D 9
Source: RefSeq, a predicted model, not a curated record
AUGACCAAGUUCCAAUCUGCCCUGGCCCUUUUGGCCACAGUCGGCGCCUUGCCGAGCGCCCUCGCUCACUACAACUUUGAGCGUCUUAUUGUCAACGGUAACGACACUGGCCCCUACGAAUACGUUCGAAGAACUACGAACUCCAAUGGCCCAAUCGAGGAUGUAACUUCCCUCAGCAUGGUUUGCAACCAGGGAGGCCUUGAUGCGGACAUCAUGGCGGCUACCAAUAUUCAUACUGUCGCUGCCGGCGAUGAAGUGGGAUUCGGCAUGAACGAGUACAUCGGUCAUCCUGGUCCUACCGCUGUUUACAUGAGCAAGGCUCCUGAGGGAGUCAGCGCUGCCGAGUACAAAGGCGACGGUGACUGGUUCAAGGUUUACGACCUGACCUACCGCUACAUUGAUAAGGAUUAUGGCCCACAAUGGGGUAACUAUGUCAGCAAAGAGGACAUUGGCGUCCGGAACUUCACUUUCAAGCUCCCGGACCAGCUGCCCCCUGGUGACUACCUCAUGCGCGGUGAGCAUGUUGCGUUGCACGCCGCUGGUGACUUUGGCAAAGCCCAGUUCUACAUGGGCUGUGCUCAGCUGCGCGUCACUGGCUCUGGUACUGGAACUCCUGAGCCACUGGUCAAGAUCCCCGGUGUUUACACCGGCCGCGAGCCUGGUAUCCUGAUUGGCAUCUUCUGGCCCCCCCCGCAAAACUACACUGUCGCCGGCCCCCCUGCUUGGCCCAAUGGCUGCGAAGAUCACACUGUCAACCUUAACGGCCAAGAGAGUGAUGGAGACUGCUCUCCCACCACAGUCCCUGCCGGUGUGACUGCAGCUGUUCCCUCCACAGGUGCUCCCACCGCCACCGCCGUUGUGCCGUCCAGUUCUGCUUCCGAGGCCCCCGUUACCACAUCUGUCGUCCCUACGCCCAGCGCAAGCGCUUCCGCCUCCCAGCAGCCUAGCGUCGAAGUUCCUGUGCCUAGUGCCAACGCGACAGUCCCCGGGGCCAACACCUGCGCAGAGAAGGCUGCCCGUCGUCGCGCAAUGCGAGCUCGCCGUGCUCACUUGCACUAA